Messenger RNA from Agrilus planipennis (emerald ash borer), 561 nucleotides. RefSeq names its product ubiquitin-conjugating enzyme E2 S-like. The annotation marks the transcript as partial. The transcript is spliced from 4 exons. NCBI's taxonomy places the organism in Eukaryota, Metazoa, Arthropoda, Insecta, Coleoptera, Buprestidae. The record is from RefSeq and is a predicted model, not a curated record.
AUGUUAAAACACACGGCCAGGCAGGGCUCCUUUGAUUUUGCUUUUUAUAUGUAUGGAAGUAGUAUUAAUUUGGAAAAGCCAAAGUACAAAAUUAUUACAAAUCUCUAUUUGGUUUUGUUCAUNGUAAAAGAAAUGCAGGAAUUAGUAGGCUGUCCACCUGAAGGAAUAAAAGUUCAAAUCAAUGAAGAAGAUGUUACUGAUAUACAAGCAGUUAUUGAAGGCCCUGCUGGAACUCCUUAUGUAAAUGGUUUAUUUCGUGUAAAACUGGCAUUGAGUAAAGAUUUUCCUCAGUCUCCUCCAAAAGCAUUUUUCUUAACAAAAAUAUUUCAUCCAAAUGUAGCAGCAAAUGGAGAGAUAUGCGUUAACACACUAAAAAGGGAUUGGAAACCAGAUCUCGGUAUUAAACAUAUACUUCUUACAAUAAAAUGCCUAUUAAUUGUUCCAAAUGCAGAAUCAGCAUUAAAUGAAGAAGCAGGAAAACUUCUAUUAGAACAUUAUGAUGACUAUUCCCAAAGAGCCAAAAUGAUGACUGAAAUUCAUGCUCAAGUGAGUGGCGAUAUC